GUGCGGCCUGCAACCUGGAUAUUUUAAUGUAAUAUAAUGUGUUAGGACGAUUAAACAAUAGAAGUGAAAAAACACAAACCUUUCUAGGGACUCUCAGAACAUGCCUCGCAAUAUUUUAAAAAGCAGUUUAUAUGACGCUGGAUUUAGUAUUAUUUUUCAAAUUCUCUGUCGUAUAGUCACUUUUGGCAUUAAUGCAUUCAUUAUUCGUCAUGUAGGUCGCGAAGUUUUAGGCAUAAUGAACGUUCGCCUAUUAUUGUUGGAGAGUACUGUGUUAUUUUUGUCGCGUGAAGCUGUAAGUAGAGCAGCGCUAAGUGCAACAUCGCAACAAAGGGAAAAAUGCACAUGGUCACAACUUAUCAAUCAACAAUGGAUAACAGUUAUCAUUUGCAUUUUUGUGUGCUUACCGUGCUGUUACGUGUGGCUUCAUUGUCUUUCUUCAGUGGAUAUCGUAUAUUUGGACCAGUAUCGAUUUGCAUGCUACGCUGUACUACUCUCUUGUGUUAUCGAAUUGUGCGCAGAACCUCCAGUUUUUGUUAGCCAAGUGUUUUGCUUCGUUAAACUGAAAAUUGGUCUAAAUACUUUGCAUAUAUUUGUUCGUUCUGUUAUUUUUCUAACGAUUGCUUUAACAGAUUCUACGGCAGCAAUUUAUGCCUUCGCCGUUGCUCAGUUAGCCAGCGCAGUGACUAUUGUUCUUAGUCAUUACGGUUUUUAUGCUUUCUAUAUAAACAGCUUAAAUCGAUAUAAAGAAGACAGAAAUGCAAGCAGCAGUUGUUUUCUUAAAUCAGAUUUGAGAGAUUGGAGAAAAUAUUUGUUUGAAAAUAUGGAUGACUUUCCUUUAAAGAAGUUGUCGGACUUCCUUCCAGGUGUAAUGAAAAACGAGAGUAAAUUUUUAAACUCCGAACUACAAAUUCUUACUUUGAGUUUUCUUAAGCAGGCGGUCCUGAAGCAAAUUCUUACGGAAGGUGAAAAAUACGUUAUGUCUAUGAGUCCAGUUUUGAAUUUUGAACAACAAGCAAUGUACGACGUUGUUAACAAUUUAGGAAGCCUAGCAGCCAGGUUUAUCUUCCGUCCUAUUGAAGACAGUAGUUAUUUUUAUUUUACACAGACAAUAUCCCGCGACGUUGCUUUGAGCGAUCAAGACAAAACCAAAGUUCAGGAAGCAGGUAUUGUUUUGGGGCAUCUUUCGAUGACAGUCAUCUCUAUCGGUUUGUUAGCUUUAUGCUUUGGCCAAAGCUAUUCACAUACACUCUUAUAUUUGUAUGGCGGUGCCGAUUUUAUAGCAGGCGGGCUUCCCGAGAUACUUCUGAAGUGGCAUUGCUUAGCGAUUUGUUUUUUGGCUAUCAAUGGCAUAACAGAAGGUUAUAUGUUUGCCACUAACACCAGCCAAGACAUCGAUAAAUAUAACUAUUUAUUGGCGGUAUUUUCAAUAAGUUUUCUUUUGUUAUCCUACCUUCUUACGACAAUAUUUGGUCCUGUGGGAUUCAUAUUUGCUAACUGUAUUAAUAUGUUUUGCCGUAUAUGUUACAGCGCCCGGUUUAUAUGGCUGCAAUACAAACCACUUGGCAUAAAUCCUUUACGAGAUUUUGUCCCUAGCAAAAUGUUUUUAUUCACUGUUUUCGGCGGAGGCUUUCUAUGUAACUCUGCAAUGUUUAAAAUUUCGAUGACGUCACAUUUAAUGCUUGGCUUUGGAUGCGUGUUUAUUGUUUUAAUGACAUGGGCAUACGAAAAUAGGGAACUUUUAGAAGUUUGCUGGACAUACCGUAAAAGGCUAAAAUUUGAAUAAAUUUGUUUUUUUUUCUAUUUUUAUCCAAUACAUACGUUUUGACGAAUGCCCGUACAUUUUUGUUAUAUUUUAAGAAGUUCGAUAGAUAUAAAGAUAUGCGAUUUUGUUGUUGUGGUAUACAUCAGAAUCGGGAUCGGGAAUUUCCACAGACUAUGAAACGCAAAUGCGAAACAUAAUGUGAAUGUCUGGGUAGGCUCAUUGACAUCAAUUUGUAAAAAAGCAACUAAACAUAAUCAACUGUUACUGUGACGGCUUUAAUUGAGUCGUUGUCGAUUAGUCAAAAGCGGGUUACUAUGAAUGCAGAAUGACAUAUUAUAUAAAUAGGAGAGUAUAUGGGGGACGGAGUGUAUCAUGCAAUACGUUUCUUUUUUUUACUAACAAACAUUGAAGAGCAAAAGUAGUUCAUUUAAGAUAGUAUGUUAAAAACUGUGUUAAAGGCUUAAAGCAGCUUUUGUGUUUUUAAGGACCAGUUUCUAAAGUUGUUGUAUCAUCAACAAAUUUCUGUAUUUUUAUAUUUUUCGCUCAAAGUUUCAAUUUGCACUCCUUAAGCUUCUUAUUAUGUCAAAAAUAUUGCCGUAACCAAAGCAACAUUUGCGAACCUCUCAAUUGUCAAACUGUUUACUGUUUAUAACUUAAUUUGCUUGUAAUUCAUAAAAAAAAUGCGUUGAAGAUAUUAGGAAAUCGGUUAGCCCAGGUAAAAUAAAAAACGUACGCUUGUAAACAGUCAAUUUUCGCCACAAGCUUGCAUAUGAACGAUCGAAAUUUGGGAAUAAAUCAUCAACUGCUCUCUUAUUUGUUUUGCCUUCAGUUUUAUGCAAUGCCAUUAUAUUCGAGAUCUCCCACUCCCAUGCCCGCAUUCUGUAGACAUAAACAAUGGAUAACCAAUAAAUGAACGCACUAAACUGAAAAAGUUUUGAACAUUUAAUUUUGUUCGUAUCACAAGUUACUCAAAUUCUGAUGUAUUACUGUCGUAAAUUUUUUAAAGUAUCGCCUUUCGCUUUCGCAUUACCGCCAGUCCAAAUCCAGCAAUGCACAUGUAGUCAAUUAUACACACCUGCAUAAAAACCAAUG
Glossina fuscipes is the source of this 2854-nucleotide messenger RNA. RefSeq names its product protein RFT1 homolog. The transcript is spliced from 7 exons. Gene Ontology annotation, cellular component: endoplasmic reticulum membrane. Lineage: Eukaryota; Metazoa; Arthropoda; Insecta; Diptera; Glossinidae. Gene Ontology annotation, biological process: glycolipid translocation; dolichol-linked oligosaccharide biosynthetic process. The record is from RefSeq and is a predicted model, not a curated record. The coding region runs from base 101 to 1783 and encodes 560 amino acids.